Molecule: messenger RNA, 1673 nt
Organism: Gopherus evgoodei (Goodes thornscrub tortoise)
Lineage: Eukaryota; Metazoa; Chordata; Testudines; Testudinidae
Gene: VIP
Product: vasoactive intestinal peptide
Exons: 7
Coding region: 230-844 (204 amino acids)
Biological process (GO): negative regulation of potassium ion transport; learning or memory; regulation of sensory perception of pain
Cellular component (GO): perikaryon; extracellular region; neuron projection
Molecular function (GO): neuropeptide hormone activity; peptide hormone receptor binding
Source: RefSeq, a predicted model, not a curated record
CGAGGCUGUUUGGAGGGCUGAGCAGAGUGCUACUGAAGGGGAGAGACGGCAUCAGCCUGAGGAGGAGUGCUGGGGAACACCACGAAACACGGACCCAGCCCCUACACAUUCCCUUUCAGGACCCAGGACAGAGUGCGGGUCGAGCUGCCGAGGAAUUCAGCACCUAGGAGAACUCCCAGCGCCGCGCGGACUUCCCAGGAGAAAAGAGAGUCUCCUUGCCUCGUCCAGCAUGAUGGAACAUAGAAGCAGCUCCCAGCUUCUUCUGUCCUUCACACUCUUCAGUGUUCUCUGCUCGCCAGCACUGGCAUUACCCCCUUUGGGGACAUAUUCGGCUAUGAGUAGGUUGGGAAACAGAAUGCCAUUUGAUGGAGCAAGUGAACCUAAUCAAGCCCAAGGUUCAUUAAAACCUGAAACUGACAGUUUGCAAAAUAUACUACCAGAAAAUGACAAAUUUUAUCUUGACAUGUCCAGAGCUUUGGAUAGGAAUGCAAGACAUGCUGAUGGACUUUUCACCAGUGGCUACAGCAAACUUUUGGGUCAACUUUCUGCAAGGAGAUAUCUGGAAUCACUUAUUGGAAAACGGGUUAGCAACAACCUCAUGGACGAACAGAUGCCUGUCAAACGUCACUCUGAUGCCGUCUUCACUGACAAUUACAGCCGAUUUAGAAAGCAAAUGGCUGUGAAGAAAUAUUUAAACUCAGUUUUAACUGGAAAAAGAAGCCAAGAAGAGCUAAACCCUGCCAGCCUUCGAGAUGAAGCAGAAUUGCUUGAACCCUCCUUUUCCGAAACCUAUGAUGAUGUUACAGUAGAUGAGCUGCUGAACCGCCUCCCAUUGAGUCUCUGAAGGAGAGCUGGUAAAAUCUAUGACAAGAACAAACUAUUUUUUGAGUUCCACAUAGUAUUUCAAAGAAAUGACUUCAGUAUUCAAACCAAAACAAAUAUGUUGUGAAGUGACAGUUGUGAUAUAUUUGUUUCUGAUAUAAUAAAAGUUGAUGUUUACACUGUAAAUAUUACUUUAGAGAUCUCUACCUAAAGCUGUACAUAUGUAUGCUAGUCUAACUCAUGAAAACCCUGUGAUUUCAUAUGAUGUAAACCCUUUACUUCAAUAAAUGCAUUUGAAAAAGAGGAAUGCACAUCAGAAGACAGCACCAAAUUACUGAUUAAAUGGCUUAUUUUAACUAUGGGAACACUUCAGGUAAAAUUGCAUGAUGCAAAAGAUACAUUUGCAGACAACUUAAUAAAUACAAAAGACCAUAGAAAGGAACUAUGUUCAGUAUGUUCAAACUGUGUAAGAAAAAAUGUCGGGGGUAGGAUCUGUACAAAAAUAUAUGCUUUUCUAACAAUUCACCGACUUAAAUAAAUAAAAAGGCAUUUAAAAUGAUUGGAUCUUUCAUGGAACCUUAUUUUUGUCCUCCUCCAUUUUGAAUGUUUUCAUUAAGCUGAAGCCAGUAAUAUUUCCUUUAUUUUUAAUGUUAAACACUUUUUAAUCCAAUGUUGCCAAAACACAAAGGAGGAGAAGGGAAAAAAAGCUGCCGCUUAACGUUUGAUGUGCUAAAGUCAUAGCAGUAAGUUUAUUCUACAUUUGGUUGUGUAUAACUUUGCUGAUGAGCACAUUCCUUAUAUAUAAAGUAGAUCUGAAGACAGUUUACUAUUUUUUCAAAAUGAAUGUAACU